This is a messenger RNA of Mauremys mutica (yellowpond turtle), 533 nucleotides long. Its product is annotated as 40S ribosomal protein S11-like. Gene Ontology annotation, biological process: translation. Gene Ontology annotation, molecular function: structural constituent of ribosome. The transcript has 2 exons. The record is from RefSeq and is a predicted model, not a curated record. NCBI's taxonomy places the organism in Eukaryota, Metazoa, Chordata, Testudines, Geoemydidae. Gene Ontology annotation, cellular component: cytosolic small ribosomal subunit; ribosome. The coding region runs from base 1 to 480 and encodes 159 amino acids.
AUGAGGAACUUGCUUCAUGGCAUUUCCAAACACAAGUUUGCAGUGGUGCAGCUGUGCUGGUGGCUAGCCAGCAGUGAUUGUAACUGGGGCAAGGAGAAACUCUCCCGUUACUACAAGAACAUUGGCCUGGGCUUCAAGACCCCCAAAGAGGCCAUUGAGGGCACUUACAUUGACAAGAAAUGCCCGUUCACUGGUAAUGUCUCUAUUCGUGGUCGUAUCCUGUCAGGUGUGGUUACCAAGAUGAAGAUGCAGCGUACCAUCGUCAUCCGCAGGGAUUACUUACACUAUAUCCGCAAGUACAACCGUUUUGAGAAACGCCACAAGAAUAUGUCCGUACAUCUCUCUCCCUGCUUCAGGGAUGUCCAGAUUGGGGAUAUUGUGACUGUGGGGGAAUGCCGUCCCCUCAGCAAGACAGUCCGAUUCAACGUCCUCAAGGUCACAAAGGCUGCUGGCACCAAGAAGCAGUUCCAGAAGUUUUAAAGGCGACAAAUGGAUGAUCAGGAUGAAUAAAACCUUUGUAAAAAUGAAAAAAA